AUGAAAUUAGUUCAAUCAGGGCUUGAACUUUUUGUUAUCUCUCUAACCUACUACUACAGAAAGUUUUGGCAUCAAUACUUGCGCCAGCCCUUCACUUCGAUCAGUAACUUUGCUGUGCGAGAUGUUUUCCGGCUACCACGCUCUUCUAUCCUCGAACGGUACACAAACAUCUUCUUUGUUUUUCUCAUCUCUGGCAUUUUGCACGUCAUUGUCGACAUUUUGCAGGGCCUGCCAGCACAUCGUUCAGGCGCGAUGCCGUUCUUCCUCUCAUUUGUGCUGGGUAUCAUGCUCGAAGACGGCGCGCAGGCAAUUUGGUGGCAUCUAUUUACCUCUGGUGAUAGGAAGACGCCUCGAAAAUCGUCUACUCGGGAGGCUGUCGUCCCUCCACUAUGGCAGAGGAUUCUUGGACUAUGCUGGGUCUGGGCUUGGCUUGCAGUCACCUCGACAUGGUACUUCACGCCCAUGAUUCAGUUGACCACAAAGGAUUCGGUAAUGAUCCCUUUCAGUUUUGCGGAGCGAAUGGGUCUUCCUGUUAUCUCUAGUGCUCUUUUAGCUAGUGGUGCUGUUUUGGCUUUUGCGUUUGAGAUUGAGAUUUGA
Molecule: messenger RNA, 597 nt
Organism: Penicillium alfredii
Lineage: Eukaryota; Fungi; Ascomycota; Eurotiomycetes; Eurotiales; Aspergillaceae
Product: wax synthase family protein
Exons: 1
Coding region: 1-597 (198 amino acids)
Biological process (GO): lipid metabolic process
Source: RefSeq, a predicted model, not a curated record